This is a messenger RNA of Anarrhichthys ocellatus (wolf-eel), 2554 nucleotides long. It is a transcript of the gene rpp21, whose product is annotated as ribonuclease P subunit p21. Bases 534 to 1001 code for a protein of 155 amino acids. Gene Ontology annotation, cellular component: nucleolar ribonuclease P complex. The transcript has 5 exons. NCBI's taxonomy places the organism in Eukaryota, Metazoa, Chordata, Actinopteri, Perciformes, Anarhichadidae. The record is from RefSeq and is a predicted model, not a curated record. Gene Ontology annotation, biological process: tRNA processing.
UUUAGUUUAGCCAUAGUGGUUAGCUGUCGGAGGCUGAUGAAGACAAUUAGUUUAUUUUUUUCUUCUGGACGACUAACAAACUUGUCUGCACACUCAAAUAAACUGUUAUUGUAAUUGUUGUCGAGGAAUAUCACCUUAUUGUAUAAAACAAAUAUGAGACUAUAGCGAUGUAAGCGGUGCAAUAACCAUUUCUGUCUGUACUGAAUGUUUGAAGUGGAACCAAUGAAGAGUUUUAUUUAUUAAUAGUGAUAGCUUUAUGCCUUUAACUUUAUUCUCUACAGGAAGUGCAGAUAUAUGUUUAGGAUGUAAGUGACAGAGCGCGAGGUGUCUUUAUUUUGAAGUAGGACGUUCACAAUCAUUUUGAAAGCAGGUUUUGUUUUUGUUGGUUUGAGCAUAUUUGGUGCUUUUAUUUUGGAGGUAUUGUCCGGAAGUGUAGCCGUGGUUGAGGUCCGGCUGCUGUAAGCUAGCUGAAAGCGAAAAGCCGCUGCACGGAAACUUCUACUGAAUUUAGUUUUUCCAGACUUUUGUGUGAAAUGGCAGCCCAGAUGAAAGAUAAAGACGCUUACCAAAGACUGAACUAUCUUUACCAGGCUGCACACUGUGUUUUAUCACAAAACCCGGAAAAUGUGGAGCUGGCUCGUUUCUACUGCUUCACACAGAAGACCAUCGCGAGACGUUUAGUUCUCAGACAAGACCCGUCAGUAAAGAGAACAUUAUGCAAGAAGUGCUGCUCGUUGCUCGUCCCGGGUGUCACUGCUUCAACAAGACAACGAAGAAAAAACAGGAAGGCCCGCUUCACUGUCGUGAGGUGCCUCAGCUGUGAGCAGAGCAAGACGCUGCUGAAUGACCCGGACCAUUGUUUGUGGGUCGACCGUCCAGAGGCGCAGCAGAAGCAGCCAGGUCCAGGCCCUUCUACUAAAAAACAACAACCAAAAGACAAAAAACCUGCCGAGUCAGCGUCUUCUAAACCCAGAGCUGCUCAGAGCAGCGGCAGCACGUAGCAGCAGUCCUCUGACCGGGAAAUAUGAAGAACUGGUAUUUCUUUUCUUUUUGUGAAGAAAUGUGUAACUGUGUUAUGUUAUCCACAACCUCUAAUGCAUUCUUGGCCUCUGUGAGAUCAUCUUCAGUAUCUUUGUGCAGUGUGUACUUGAGUUGUUCAGUAUCAGUAAUAACUCUAAUAAUGUCUAGAAUGCUGAAUAUGGUAUCGAGUCUAUGCACCGACGUGAUGAUAUGUUAUUAUAUAGUUUAUAAGCUCCUUCACGCUACACGGGAACAACAAAAACAAGCGUCACUCUCUACCUGAUCCAAACAUCCUGCCUGAACACUACUGCACAUGUGCAAACUAGUCCCACACACCUGUAAUUAAACACUCGUGCACUGGACUUUCUCCCUGGUGAUAAAGUUUCAUUUUGAACAACAAAUCUGUUGAAAUCAGCAGGAGAGCUAGUUAACGUUAGCGGUUAGCACAGUCCUCCUCCGCUAAAUACAGGAGCUAAUGUGAGCAGAGGUUCCAUUGAGUUACAUUACGAUGCAUUCAAGAUCCAUUCAGUAAAAAUGAGUAUUGGGCGAAUGUAAAUUAUAGUUACCAAGAUGUUUUCAAAUGUAAAAGUUUUUGGCGUGAAACGUAAAUGAAAACAGUUUGAUGGAGAUGUUUUCACAGCAAUAUAAAAUGGUUAUUAGAGAGGGAAAUAUGAUCUUGUAAACUUAUUUUUUUAAACGCACUGGUAUCAGAAUGGUGCUCGGUGUCGGCCGAAAAACAAGUUCAGGUAAAGGAAUGGAGAAGGAUGAAAUAGUUUCAGAACUUCUCUGUUUGUCACAGUGUGAUGCUGCCAGCAGAUGGCCACCAUGUGGUGUGCUACACAUUUAAAGUGCUGUUUUUGUUCCUAAAAGUAGAACUUCAUCGAUGGUAAUGAUUUUAUUGAAAAUGAUUGACAAGGAUAUUUAACAUUUUCUGUACAGUAAAAAUCUCUUGACCAUUCGUUGUCAGCUACUUUUCCUUAAAGGCUGAUUUGAAAAGUAAUAAAAAAAAGGUUGCAGUUUCUUUCACAGUUUCUUCUUCUCUGCUUUGUCGGCCUUCUUCACUCGGAAACGUGUCUUCUGAAAGUACAGAAGGUUCUUGGCAAAGAUCCUCGGGAUGUGGCCCGUGUACAUGAGGAGAGCCAGAAUCAUGCCUAGGAAACAGACGUUCACUGUAAACGGUGCGUUCGCUUCUUAAAGAGCGGACGCGUGUAUAUAUUUCACUUUAAUGUAAUUCACCUGUGAGAGAGCCCAGCCAGUAGACCACCGCGUACUGUGAGAAGGUGAAUCCAGGACACUGGAAGGUGAGGCCGUAAGAUAAGGAGGGACUCAUGUAAGCUGAGGUGUAGCCUUUGGCUGCAAAAAGAAAAAUAAUUGACAAAUACAGUUAAUGUUAGCCACUGUUUACUACACAGAUUAAAGAUGCUAUUAAAAGAGGAUUCCACUGAGUCUUACCUAUAUGGGACAGGAAGGUGAGGAAAACCGCGAUCAGAGGCACGCGGAUCAGAGCAGACCUGCGUCUCAGGUUCAGAAGGAC